This is a messenger RNA of Synchiropus splendidus (mandarinfish), 2378 nucleotides long. It is a transcript of the gene cdkn3, whose product is annotated as cyclin-dependent kinase inhibitor 3. NCBI's taxonomy places the organism in Eukaryota, Metazoa, Chordata, Actinopteri, Syngnathiformes, Callionymidae. The record is from RefSeq and is a predicted model, not a curated record. Gene Ontology annotation, cellular component: nucleus. The coding region runs from base 1445 to 2065 and encodes 206 amino acids. Gene Ontology annotation, molecular function: protein tyrosine phosphatase activity. The transcript has 7 exons. Gene Ontology annotation, biological process: protein dephosphorylation.
UCCCGCCGCCGCCACCGUGGCCCGGGGUCAGCGCCGGCGAGUCGGACACCUGCUGGCCGGCGGCCGCCGCGGGAGGACUCGGCCUGGUCAACUCCAGCGAGAGGAACGACGCUAACGUGGUGGUGUAGCCGACGUACAUCUGGGAGAAGGCCGUCUGAAAGUUGUCACCGACAAAGACAACGUUGGCGUCACCGUCAGCAGCGCGUUUGUUUCGUGUCGUUGACCUGCUGCACUGUCGACAACACACAAGUCACCGGCCAGUAACCGUCCGUUUGUGGGAGCGCAUUGUCGUCUGAAAAUCAGACUUGCAGUAUUUAUGAUCCAUAUUCAGGAUAAAGCGCACGGACACUGAAAUAAUGUAUAAUCAAACGUCAUAUUUUACUGUCACAUUUAAAGCAGUGUUCCUCGCAGCAGCUCGUGUGGCAUCUCAGCGGAGUAAAUGCUCGGUUUUCCACCAGAAAUGUUGACAAUAUUUCAUGUAGGAGUCAGAAAUGUGCAGCGCCGUCGGUGUACUGUGGCUGGCCCAGUGGUAUUUUGGUGGGUGUUUUGCAGCAGCCUGGCUAGAGAGUGUGAGGCCAGACCUGGCCAGCAGGGGGACUCACGUCGUUGUGUCCGAUCAGCUGGACCAGGAUGUCUCCCACCAGAGACUUCCAGUGCUCGGCCGACAGUCGCUCCUGCAGGGUGUUUCUGAAGAGCAGGUGUCGCUGCAGCAGCUGCUCCACGAAGCUCAGGUGGGCCUGGCUGCGGCACAAGACGCCCGGGUCACGGCACCGCACCGCGGUCUGGGGACGGCGCUGCCAUACUUACUGCGGCUCUGCGGCGGCGGUGGCGGGCGGCGUCCUGUAGCGGUCGUACAGCUGGUUCAGCGUGGACACGUACUCCCACUCCGAGUGGAGGAGCUGCAUGGCCACCUGGUGGCGUGCGUCUGGCGGGGACAGGGCGAGCGUGACUCUCUGAGGCCACAGGGGCGGUGAGGGUGCGAGGACUGACCUGUGCCCUCGCUCAGGCCGGCCUUCAGGCCCUGCAGGAAGCAGUGGAGCAGCAGCUUCCCUCUGGAUGGCGAGGCGGCGUCGCUGGCGGGGGCGCUGCAGCGCACACAGCAGCCUCAGUGGCGGGCCCCCCAGUAGCGGGGUCGGCGGCUCCUACCUCUUCCCUCCUGACGCCUCCCUCCUGGAUCUGCUGCAGCCCAGGUGCGACACCUGGCUCUGGAUGGCUCCCAGUUCCUCCUGUGGGGCCACAGCAAGUCAGUCCUCCCUCCAGGCGCCCGGCAGCUCGGGGUGGGGUCCUUACCCUCAGCGCCUCCACCAGGGCCUCCAGUCGCAGAGCCUUCCUCUGGCAGCUCUUCCUGGUCUCCUGCAGCUCCCCCCGCAGGUGCGAGUCUCCGUGCUGGAUCUGGCUGAGCUCCAGCAGGGCCCCGGAGAAGCCCAUCUUCAGCUCAGUCACCAUGCACUGCAGCUGCGGGCGGCACCACAGCGCCCUCGUCAGGUCUGCUCCUGCUCUACUGAGCCUCAGCGGGGGCCACAUGGGGCCCUUCGCCUUCACCAGCGCAGACAUGCGGAAGAACGAGUUCGACUCGUCGUCGGAUGAAGACGAGCCGGAGGACGCGCAGGCGAGCCCGCUGAACAUCUCCUGGUUGCAGGUACAAGGACAUCCGCAGGAACCUCCAGAGAGACGUCGAGGAGCUGCAGAGCCAGGGGGUGCAGGACGUCUUCGUCUUCUGCACCAACGGGGAGCUGAGCAAGUACCGCGUGCCCUCGCUGCUGGCCACCUACGAGCACCGGGGCUUCGCCGUGCACCACUUCCCCUUCCUGGACGGAGACGUCCCCGAGCUGCCGCUGUGCAGCCGGAUCCUGGAGGAGCUGCAGGGCUGCCUGCAGAGGAGCAGGAGGACCGUGCUCCACUGCUACGGAGGCCUGGGACGCUCGGGACUGGUGGCUGCCUGUCUGCUGAUCCAGCUCUCUCCAGAGAUGACGGCGCACAAAGCCAUCGAGUUCCUCAGGGAGCACCGAGGAAGAGGAGCCAUCCAGACGGUGAAGCAAUACAACUUCCUGCACGAGUUUCGUGAGAAGUUUGCGGCGCACCAGGCCAACACGGAAGCUUUCACCGAGCGCUCGGUGUCCCGCUGAGUCGCCCGCCUCCGCUCCUCUGGCUGUGUCCGUCUCUCAUGAGUGCACUUUACUAAGUUAUGGCUUUUAUCCUCUCUGUGAUCAAAUAAAGGUUUUGCUGGGGUCCGGCGUGUGCUGCCUCUUCUGUCCUCGGGAGACUUCAGAACCGUGCUUCUCCACUCAGGUCUCUGAUGAGCUGCUUCAAGUCGCAGAGGAGUGACGGCAAGUCAACACCACAGUGGAUUUCUUUAUUCAAAGUCAACUAAACUCCAG